This is a messenger RNA of Symbiodinium sp. CCMP2456, 603 nucleotides long. Lineage: Eukaryota; Dinophyceae; Suessiales; Symbiodiniaceae. The record is from the annotation of a GenBank genome assembly.
AUGUUCGUCAUCAGCGAAAUUUGCAGAACGACACAAUCCAGGGACGAGGCGUUUCGGACAUCUCAGUUGGAUGCGGAGGGCCGCAAAGACAAGAAGCAUCCGAACACCCGAAAGCUCCAUGAGUAUCCUCAGCGCCGUUCCAGUUUCUGUGGCAAAGCUUGGGGAAACGGGAAGAAUUGUCCGGACGCCAUGGAUUUCGCCUCUGGCUGGGCUGGUGGUGUCAUUGGGACGUUGCUGCUGCAUCCACUCGACACGUUGCGCACGCGCCAGGCGGUCCACGGCGAUGCCCUGACUCAAGCGCUGAGGGCGAUCAUCCGCAGCGAGGGCAUCGCCGCUCUGUACAGCGGUGUCAUGAGCCCAUGUUUGUUCACGGGCAUCUGGAAAGGAGUGACCCUCUUCACUCACAGACAGCUCCAACAUCUCCUAGCCAGGCACCGUGGCUUCGGCGAUGCCUCGCAGCUGACAGUCUUGGAGGUGGCUUGCUGUGCCAGCGUCGCCGGAGCAGUCGGUGGCGCGGUGCUGGCACCUGCAGAGCUCGUCAAGAGUCGGUCCCAGAUUUGUUCGGAACCGCACAGCUCGCCCUUCCAGAAGGAGCUGAACCAG